This is a messenger RNA of Mytilinidion resinicola, 1712 nucleotides long. RefSeq lists its product as uncharacterized. The transcript has a single exon. The record is from RefSeq and is a predicted model, not a curated record. Gene Ontology annotation, molecular function: molybdate ion transmembrane transporter activity. The coding region runs from base 126 to 1532 and encodes 468 amino acids. Gene Ontology annotation, biological process: molybdate ion transport. NCBI's taxonomy places the organism in Eukaryota, Fungi, Ascomycota, Dothideomycetes, Mytilinidiales, Mytilinidiaceae.
CUUCAAUACCAUGAGACUCUCUUCUCCUCCUCUUUCCUGCAUUUUCGGCCUACUUGCGUACCUGAGAUACCCUGCAAUAGUCACAGCAUAUCCAUAUCCAUAAUACUUGUCUUUAUAGCUUCGUCAUGGCGCCCAAACCCCUCCAGCGCGUCGUCCCCCAUCUCCGGGCGGUGCAGUACCACAACCUCCAUACCCUUCUCUCGCAGCCUCUCGCUGAGCUGUCCGGCUCGCUGGGCGACCUGGGCACUCUUCUCCCUCUUAUGAUCGCGCUCACACUCACCGGCUCCAUCUCCCUUCCCUCGACCCUCCUCUUCACCGGCGCCGCGAACAUCUACUCCGGCGUCGCAUUUGGCAUCCCUAUACCCGUACAACCCAUGAAAGCUGUCGCCGCAGUGGCUAUUGCACGGCGAUUCUCACUUGAAGAAACGGCAGCUUCUGGAAUCGUCGUGGCGGCACUAGUGGGGGUGAUGAGCGUAACUGGGCUUGUACGCUGGGCCAGCAAUGUUACACCUAUACCUGUUGUCAAAGGAAUACAAGUUGGGGCCGGUUUAUCCCUCUGUCUAAGCGCUGGAUCAUCUCUACUCAAUCCGCUGAGCUGGACCGGGCCGUGGUGGGGAGAUAAUCUGCUAUGGGCCCUCUUAGCAGUUAUACUCCUUCUAGCAACCCUCCCGUUCCCACGGGCUCCUUACGCUCUCGCUGUGUUUGUCUUGGGACUCAUUCUCGCAGGCUUCCACGCCCCGUCUGCUUCUCCUCCAGACCAUUCCACUCCCCAUUCCAACUCUUCAUCAAAUCCUUUCGCCGAUAUUCCAAUCCUCCAUCCCUCCGCUGCGACUUUUUGGCACGCUACGACCACCGCCGCCCUCGGCCAGCUACCGCUCACCCUCCUUAAUUCCGUCAUCGCUGCCUCUGCUCUAGCCAUCGACCUAUUUCCAUCACCGCCGUACCCCACCGCUCCCUCUGUCACAUCACUCGGUCUUUCCGUGUCUCUCAUAAACCUGAUAGGAUGCUGGUUCGGCGCGAUGCCUGCAUGUCAUGGUUCUGGAGGACUAGCAGCACAGUACCGCUUUGGGGCACGGAGCGGAGCCAGCAUUAUUUUGCUUGGGUUGCUCAAGGUAACACUAGGGGUAAUAACACUCUGGAAGGCUGAAGCUGUUGUCAGCAUCCUAAAGGGGUUCCCGGCGGCGUUGCUCGGCGUGCUGGUGCUGGCAGCUGGAGUGGAACUAGCGAAGGUGGGCGAAAGCCUUAACACCGAUGCACGCGACUUGAGGGUAAUGCACGGAGACGAGGAUGGGGAAGAGACCUGGGAUGGGAAGGGUGUAAGGUCCUUGGAUGAGAGGGAGAGGAGAGAGAGGUGGAUGGUCCUGCUUGUUACUGUCGCUGCCUUGCUCGCAUUCAGAAAUGAUGGCAUUGGCUUUCUAGUUGGGCUGGCAUGGCAUUGGGGAUUCCGUGCUACGAAAAGGGUGGAAGAUUGGAGGGCACGGAGGCAGAGGAGGGAAACCGUUCCUGAGGAGGAGAGGGGACUUCUCUCUUAAAGGUAGGUUAAGGUACAUGUCCUAGGCGAUGAUUGAUCAACGAAUGAUGUCGAUGGGUCUAUAGCAUUUGAAGGUUUGUAGCAUUAUUAGCGGAAGCAUUGCGUUGAAGAAUGCAUUUUCUUGAGCAUUACGCAGGCGAAUACUUGAGAGAGAAUGCAUUUUCUACAUCUAGCAAACCCA